AUGGCUCAUUCUUUCCUUCUACAGUCCUACCCUCUCACUCCACUCCAUUCCCUUCCUCUCCGCCUCCCGUUCUCGGAUCUCCGAUCUCUCGCCAAGCCAAACAAGAGUGAUUGCCGAUCUGAUGGAGCAGUGUCGUACAUACAAACAGAAAAUCUCUCGCUGACGUUGAAGGUCCACUUGUGGAUACUGGGGACAGCAGUAAUCAGGCAAGCGGGAGAUAAUGAAUGGGAAUAUCCAGGAGGAUCUCCUCAAAUGAUCGGUGAUGAUGAGGAUGAUGAUGAUGAUGAUGAUGAUGAUGAUGAUGAUAUUGAUGGUGUAGAACAAGCUUCAUCUUUGAGACACAAGAAUGUGAUAGAAAGCUCCCAAUGGCAAAAAGAAGCUGAAGAAAAAGAAUCUGAGAAAAAAGUUAGUACUGUAUGGGAUGCUAUUAAGGAAAUUGAUGAGUUAGAAGAAAAUGACCGUUUUGAUGGGAUGAAUUUAGUUCACCAGUUUGGUAUGAAAGCUGAAUUCAUGAGUAUGAAUAGGGAGGAACGUUUUAGAUGGAUUAAACGUAGUUUACGUAAGCCAUGA
Messenger RNA from Eruca vesicaria subsp. sativa (arugula), 570 nucleotides. The record is from the annotation of a GenBank genome assembly. NCBI's taxonomy places the organism in Eukaryota, Viridiplantae, Streptophyta, Magnoliopsida, Brassicales, Brassicaceae.